Molecule: messenger RNA, 522 nt
Organism: Pieris macdunnoughi
Lineage: Eukaryota; Metazoa; Arthropoda; Insecta; Lepidoptera; Pieridae
Source: the annotation of a GenBank genome assembly
AUGUUUUACCACAUAUCAUUAGAACACGAAAUAUUAUUGCACCCUCGAUACUUCGGGCCACAAUUAUUAGAUACUGUUAAGCAGAAGCUUUAUACUGAAGUUGAGGGGACAUGUACAGGAAAGUAUGGGUUUGUAAUAGCAGUGACAACAAUAGAUAGCAUUGGGGCUGGUCUUAUUCAGCCUGGCCAAGGAUUUGUUGUGUAUCCUGUGAAGUAUAAGGCAAUUGUCUUCAGACCUUUUAAAGGAGAAGUACUUGAUGCUAUUGUAACACAAGUGAAUAAGGUAGGUAUGUUUGCUCAGAUUGGACCACUAAGCUGCUUUAUUUCCCACCAUUCAAUCCCUGCUGACAUGGAAUUUUGUCCAAAUGUCAAUCCACCAUGCUACAAAAGUAAACAGGAAGAUAAUGUUAUUCAAGAGGAAGAUGUUAUCAGAUUAAAAAUUGUUGGAACAAGAGUUGAUGCAACAGGCAUUUUCGCUAUUGGCACCUUGAUGGACGACUAUCUAGGUUUAGUGACACAAUAA